Molecule: messenger RNA, 1446 nt
Organism: Cylindrotheca closterium
Lineage: Eukaryota; Bacillariophyta; Bacillariophyceae; Bacillariales; Bacillariaceae
Source: the annotation of a GenBank genome assembly
AUGACAGAUACCCAAGUACGAAAACAAGUGAGUGCUACGCAUAUUGAUCAGCAGCUGCGAACUUCUAGUAGUCCAUCGUUUGGCAAUGACGAGAUGCACUUGGACAACAACGGCGAGGUCUUGAAGACUACUACAAACUCUGCUCGAUCCGAAAAGACUCUGUCUAUCGAGGAAGACGAAGCCCAAGUGGCGCAAUCCAAGAGCUCGUUGCCACUGGACAAGAACGAGCUGACGCCAAAUACCACAAGCUCGACCAAAAGUCUCAAAGAAACCCCAAAGUCGGAAGGUGAUGCUCCACCUAUUAUUGAUCUAACUCAUUAUGAAGAUGAAAAAGUCGUGACAGUCGACGAGAACGAUGGAGAGAAGGCAAACGAGAUUGACCGACAAAAGGAUGACGAAGAAGUUGAUGAAAAGAUGACAGAAUCUACUCCAUCCUCAAAGGCCAAGAAUACAAGCGACUCAAGCCAGAAGUCAAAACGAAAGAGCAAAAGGGCAAGUAGCACAAAAAGGAAAUCCAAAGUCAAAACCCAAAAGUCGGAGGAAGAAACGGGCAAUCAGGAAACGAGCUCCAAGAAGAGACUUUCCAAGACGAAAAGCGUAUCCAACACUAUUGGAUCCGCCGAUGGUGGAUCUUCGAAACGUACUACAUCCAAAUCGAAAUCUUCCACCAAGCCGCGUGAGGAACCUUCAAAGUUCGAGAAAACACCCCCGACUGUGCCUGCCACACCUACAAAAAAGCAAAAUGGUGUUGUCAGACAAUCAACGUCUACGCCAAACAAGAAAGAUUCAAAUGCCAACGAUUUUCAGAAGCGAAAGGAGGCAAAGGAAAAGAGAGCUGAUGACUUGCGGAACUACUUGGGCACUGUUGGAGACACGCUUAUGGUUGAACCAAGAUCUGAUGAUUCAGUCUCCUACCUUACAAUGCCACCGGCACUCGAAGCCAACGGUGGUGACCAUGACAGCGAUUUGAAUAAACUUCCGAAAUCUCAAGUUCCUCCACAAACUGUGAACCCAAUGAUUAAGAUGGGAGACGACGGAGAGUGCGAACCAGACCGAAGGCUCAGUUAUGAUUUGGAGGCUCUUAUGCGUCACAAAGUACCAACGAAGUCAAGAAAUAGCAAGUGGGAAAAUGUUUCCGUCAUAACCGAUGACGUCGAGACAGUACUUGGGGAGGAUGACAACGCCGAAGUUGUCAACCUGCAAAGCCACGACGACGUCAAACUGGGUGAUGAGAGCGGCAACAUGGAGUUCGCGGAUAUUGAUUUGGAACAAACAUCCAAGGAGGUAGCCACAGCUGUCGAUUGCAAACUUGCGACCAAAACUACUGUUGUGUCGAUUCUGGAGGACCUGCAGUCCCUGAUGAUCAGAAAACCCAUCACGGCAUCUGUGGUUUUUGUUUUUCUGGUUGCAGCCCUAGUAGUCUUGGGAAUGGCGCUUAUGCAAUAG